This is a messenger RNA of Juglans microcarpa x Juglans regia, 963 nucleotides long. RefSeq names its product 30S ribosomal protein S16-2, chloroplastic/mitochondrial. The coding region runs from base 174 to 584 and encodes 136 amino acids. Gene Ontology annotation, biological process: mitochondrial translation. NCBI's taxonomy places the organism in Eukaryota, Viridiplantae, Streptophyta, Magnoliopsida, Fagales, Juglandaceae. Gene Ontology annotation, cellular component: ribosome; small ribosomal subunit. Gene Ontology annotation, molecular function: structural constituent of ribosome. The record is from RefSeq and is a predicted model, not a curated record. The transcript has 3 exons.
UUCUUUUGUUUUUUUUUUUUGUAUUUUUUUUACAAGAGAGAGAGAAAGAGAGAGAGAGAUCAUAAAACCCAGAACCCUAGCAAGCAAAUGGGGGUUCUACUUCUAUAAGCUACGCUUCUUUUUAAUUGUUAGUUUGGAAGGAUAGAAGGAAAUCGAGGUCAAAGAAAAAGAAAAUGGUGGUGAGGAUCCGCUUAUCGAGGUUCGGAUGCAAAAACAAGCCAUUUUACCGGGUCAUGGCUGCUGAUAGCAGAUCUCCUCGCGAUGGCAAGCAUCUUGAAGUUUUAGGCUACUACAAUCCAUUGCCAGGCCAAGAUGGAGGCAAACGAAUGGGUCUUAAUUUCGAAAGGGUGAAAUAUUGGCUCUCUGUUGGUGCUCAACCCUCAGAACCUGUGCAACGGGUUCUUUUCAGAUCAGGGUUACUGCCUCCACCACCAAUGAUGGCAAUGGGACGGAAAGGUGGACCACGUGAUACACGUCAUGUCGAUCCUAUGACUGGUCGCAUCUUGACUCUGGAGAAGCCAGCUAAUGCUGACCAGCCAAAAGACCAAGAUAAAAAUAGUGAAGACGGUGCAAGUACCUCAUGAAACUCUUCAUUGCAAUUUUUAACAUCUUAUUUUUGUUUCUUUGAUACUUUCUUAGAGGGAGGGGGUAUCCUGGGUACGAGUAAUCCGUGUUUCUACUCAAUAACUUCGAGAGAAGCAGUGGUCUUGCUUAAAUCUGAAGAGUAAUUUUCAUCUGUUUUGGGAAUCAGCACAUACAAUGAUAUUGAGUAUUAUGUGGUGCCUACCCAUGUCGAUUACGUUCUAUUGAGUAUUUGGAGGCUGCUGAAUGUUAUUUACAAAAUUGCAAUUCACCAUGUUAAACCAAGUGAGCCCUGUCUUUAAUAAACUGUCGCUACCCCCUGGUAUGUGGAGGGAGCAUCCUUUCUAGAUUAUGCUCUAUCUAGAUGUGCUUGUUAUUUUA